AUGCUGCUAUCCUGGUGCUCCACCACCGGAGCUCUCAGCAAGCUCCCAUGGCGGGCGGCGAUUUCCGAUGCUGCGAUAAUCUACAUAAAAUCAACCAGAACCGGGGAACGUCUUACACUCUACGCGCAGCAUAUCAGCGAUCUAGCGAAAACUGUCGACUAUCAUCAACAACAGCAACCAAAUCCAUCAAUCGCCAUGGCUCGCGACCCGAUUACCUGUCACGUCCUUAAUACCCUGACUGGAACUCCAGCAGCGAAUCUACCUUGCACAUUAACUCUUUUGUCUUCUUCCUCGGGGAAUACAAGCAAAAACACGCCCACCGAACGCACAUUCACAGCCAUUACAGACUCAGACGGAAGAAUAAAGACCUGGAGUCCAUCCUCUUCCCCAUCCUCUUCCCCACAAACCGAUACAGUCUCUUCUUUCCUAGAAUCCCUCCCAGCGCCAGCUUCCAAGACGAAUUGGUCUAUUCGCUUCGACGUUGGACCAUGGUUCGAGGCACAAGGAGUAGAGAGUUUCUGGCCAGAGGUGGAGGUCAAAUUUACGGUGCGCGGACGCGGUGUUGAAGGUGAGGAGGGUUGGAGACAUUAUCAUGUGCCUGUUUUGUUGGGGCCUUGGAAUUAUUCGACAUAUAGGGGCUCGUAA
Talaromyces stipitatus ATCC 10500 is the source of this 645-nucleotide messenger RNA. RefSeq names its product transthyretin domain protein. The record is from RefSeq and is a predicted model, not a curated record. The transcript is spliced from 2 exons. Gene Ontology annotation, molecular function: hydroxyisourate hydrolase activity. Bases 1 to 645 code for a protein of 214 amino acids. Gene Ontology annotation, biological process: purine nucleobase metabolic process. NCBI's taxonomy places the organism in Eukaryota, Fungi, Ascomycota, Eurotiomycetes, Eurotiales, Trichocomaceae.